Molecule: messenger RNA, 5578 nt
Organism: Cynoglossus semilaevis (tongue sole)
Lineage: Eukaryota; Metazoa; Chordata; Actinopteri; Pleuronectiformes; Cynoglossidae
Gene: lrrtm2
Product: leucine rich repeat transmembrane neuronal 2
Exons: 2
Coding region: 1777-3429 (550 amino acids)
Molecular function (GO): protein binding
Source: RefSeq, a predicted model, not a curated record
AAAGUUAUGAACCAUUAAACCAUUUAUCACAUAAAAUACUGAAUACUGAAUCUGACACACAGCACUCCCCUCCCACCGCUGUUUUUAUAUCAUUUUUUUUAUUCAACAAAGUGAACAUGUUUAUUAAAUGAAGACAUAAAACUACUAGUUGAGAUUACAAACUUGUUUGGGAAACAUUUAAUAACAUCAGAAAGUUGCUGAGAAAAAGAGUUCUUUUCGCUUCAGCAAAGGUGUUCUGUUCUACCUUCGUGUUUACAUUCAAAGUAACCAGAUGGCUACCCACAUUUCACCUACUGGUUAUGCAACAGAUAGGAAACGGCUAAGGCUGCAGUGAUUGACAGCAUGUUUAAAUAGAACAGGAUGAACCUGAUUAUAAGACAACCUAAGUAUGCUGCUGUAGAAGAGUUCUGUGUCGCUGAACGCCUUUAUUCUCCUCAUUCUUUGAGGAACAUUUUCAGUGUGGUUGGGUAAACAUUAAACAGUCGUUUGUGCAAAUCAAUAGAAAACAAAUAAUAGACUCGUCAAGCAGCUACAACUUUACCAGGUGAAUAGCAGCAUCCGAGAAUUUGGUCUUAUCUGUUACAUGUUAGAAGCUUAUUUAACUGUAGAGCAGCUGGUCAUGCAUUACAUGGCAAGUGCUCAAAAAUUAAAGGGCUGCACUCAGGAUAUGUAAAUUAUAAAUCUAAUCCCCAUCCACCUAUGUUAGCACCACCAAGGCACAUUCCUAUUAAUAGGUAACGCACCUUUUUAACACUCGGGUCCGCAGUACUGUGGACUACACUGACAUUUUAUAUAACUAAACCUGCUUUGUCAUGGUAUUUUGUUUGUCUUUCAAGUCUGUGUACAUGCACAUACUGAGCGCAUGGAGAGCAAUGGCGGGUUGACACAGAUUUACAGCUGUGGUUAAUUUCAACAGCAAGCUGCUGCAACACCUUCAAGAUAUCAAUAUUCUGAUGGUGACGAGAAGGAGAGGGCGAGAGGGGAGAGUAGUGGGAGGGUGGGGGGUAAGACUGAGGUGCACAAGCAGUGUGUAUGAGGCAGAGAGCAAGUGACUGAGCAAGAGAGUGAGAGGAUGUUUGUGUGUGUGGGAGGGAAAAAGAGAGAGAGAAACAGUAGUGAUGAUCGACGCCAGGCUGCCACCACUCUGUAGCAGUGAGUGGCUGCAACAAAAAGCACAGAAUAACAUCCCUGACUCCCCGCUCUGCUGUUUUCUCUCUCCCUGCAUCUCGGCUCGCAGACGAGGUCUGCGCUCACAGCUCUGCAGAGGCUAUGCUGUGACUGUGCUGGCUUCGGAAGCAGAAUACUGGCUGCCAUCAACAAGUUAGGGUUAGAAGAAAAACAGCCACGAAAGAAGAAGACUUGAUUUUCAAUUAAUCUUUUCAGCUGACAUCGUUGCAGAGGACGGGAAACAAAAGGGUAAAAAGAGAGGAAAAAAGGAGAGGGUUUUUUUUCCCUCACUGGAGUCGAGCUGGAUGCAGCUGACCAACUUAACAUACAUUUUUUUUUUUAAAAGACAAAUACAGGAUGGAGGAAAAGACUGAACCUUUUCUUUGAGCUUGGAUUUUAAAGGGACUAUUUUAAAGGAUCAUCUUUGGAGAUGGAAUUUCAUAUUUUGUUUCAUUUGUGUGGGCUUAAAAGUGCUUUAUUUCCAAAGAGGCUGAUUCCUUUUGUGCUUACUCAAAAGGGUUUUUUCCCUUUGGAUUUUUCUUCCAUUUGGUUGCUCCAAGAGUCUGCGGGAAAGGACAGUUGAAUGCAGCCUCCGAUGUGCACAAAAGAAUGGGUUUCCAUUCAAAGUGGCCAUUGGUGGGACCUGCACCAGAGGCUCUGUGUCUGUGUGUGUGUGUGAUCAGCAUGCUCCUUUUGUGCUUGCUGCCUCCUGCAACAUGCACAACUUGCCCCCAAAAAUGCCGCUGUGAGGACCUGCAAUUUUACUGCGACACCCAGGGUCUCCAGGCACCCCCAGAUGGUGUGGACAAGGGGGCCCUAGGGCUGUCCCUACGCCACAAUAGCAUCACCGAGCUCAGCCCCGAUCAAUUCUACGGCUUCGGCCAGCUCACUUGGCUCCAUCUAGACCACAACCAGAUCACCACAGUACAGGAGGAUGCCUUUCAAGGGCUGUACAAGCUAAAGGACCUUAAUCUCAGCUCCAAUCGAAUCACCAAGUUGCCCAACACAACCUUCAUCCACCUCAUCAACCUCCAGAUCCUGGACCUGUCCUUCAAUCAGAUGACAUCAUUGGAACCAGAACUGUUUCAUGGACUAAGGAAACUCCAGAUACUCCACCUUCGCUCCAAUUUGCUUCGAACCACACCUGUCCGAGCUUUCUGGGACUGCCGUAGCCUGGAAUAUCUAGGCCUGAGCAACAACCGUCUUCGAAGUCUAGCCCGAAAUGGCUUUGCAGGACUCAUUAAGCUAAAGGAGCUCCACUUGGAGCACAAUCAGCUGACCAAGAUCAACUUGGCCCAUUUCCCUCGCCUUGUUGCCCUACAGUUUCUCUAUCUGCAGUGGAAUAAAAUCAGCAAUCUAUCGUGUGGCAUGGAGUGGAUCUGGACCACUUUAGAGAAGCUAGACCUCACAGGAAAUGAAAUUCGAGUUCUCACACCUGAUGUUUUUCAGACUCUGCCUAAUUUAAAGAUUUUACUUCUGGAUAACAACAAGCUAGGCAGUCUGGAUCCACAAGUCCUGGAUAUGUGGCAGUCUCUUGGCACCAUUGGGCUGUCAAGCAACCUCUGGGAAUGUACCAAAAGGAUUUGCUCCCUGGCUACUUGGCUGAGCAGCUUUAAAGGAAGAUGGGAACAUUCCAUUCUCUGCCAUAGUCCAGAAUAUGCUCAAGGUGAGGAGAUACUUGAUGCUGUUUAUGGAUUCCAGCUUUGUCAGAACUUUUCUGCCCCAGUUGUUCAGACCGUUACGACAACGACAGAUGCUUCUACAGCUACAGAAAUCACAAGCUCCUUGUUUGGAAUUAUGCAGCCAACUCCCACACCAGACUAUGCAGAGGAUUUUGGGAGCUUUACCACAGUCACAACAACCACAACUACAACACAAACAGCACCCACUGCGCAAGCAACUACUUUUACAGUGGAAGAGGCAGCUGUUACGGAUGACUUCUCGUCAAUGGACAACACUGUUAUGACUCAUAGGGUUAUAAUUGGGACCAUGGCCCUUCUAUUUUCAUUCUUUUUCAUCAUUUUUGUUGUGUAUAUCUCACGGAAGUGCUGCCCUCCCACCCUGCGCCGGAUACGCCACUGUUCAGCUAUACAGAAUCGCAGACAGAUGAGGACCCAGCAGCGGCAGCCUAUGGCAGAUCUAGCCACACAGGUACCCUAUAAUGAAUAUGAGCCCAGCCAUGAGGAGGGGGCACUUGUGAUCAUCAAUGGCUAUGGGCAGUGCAAGUGUCAGCAACUGCCUUACAAAGAGUGUGAAGUAUGAACUCUUAUUUAUUCCUAGAGCAUACAGUUUUCCAUUUGACCAUUUCAAAUGAUACAGGGUUUGCUUUUGUGAUUUUUUUUUUCCAGUUUAUGUAAAAAGGUUACUUUCUACAAGUACGAUCUGAGAAUAUACAAGAAAAGUAGAAUGCUACAGUGACAGGGGAUAGAUGUGAACGUUUAGGGAUGGAGUCGUGAUAGUCACAAAUUUAUUUUUCUAUGAAUGCAAAGAUGUUCAUAUCAGGCAGGGGGCAAUCAUUUUAAACAAGAAAAUUGUAAACUGUGAGAUUUGUCUCAUUGUCAUCUCUAUAUUCCGCAGCACAGAGAGAAGACAUAGGCGAACGGCCCCAUGCAUAUAAACACAUUAAGAGUCGUGAUUUGUGUCCAAUUUCUUUAACACAGUUGAUGUAUAAAAAUCAUGUUUCUAAAUGCACCAUGAACAUGCAAAUUGAUCACACGAACACUGGGUACAUGAAAAGGUUUAUAGUUUCACUGUUUUAUUUUGGAGAAACAUGACACAUUAAAGCUGCUAAGACCAAAUUGAUUUCAGAGUUGAAAUUUAAAAAGUAAAUGUUAAAUUGUUUUGUAUCUAAAUAAAAGAUAUCUUCAGAAGAGGCUUAUUUGAAUCAUAUUUGUUUUGCCAAAACAGACACAGUCAUUUAAGCAAACUUAUAACCUUCUAUUUUGUGUAGAUUAUCCAAAAAAUAAAUAAAGUUUAUUUGUGUUCCUUCAAAAACUUUUUUUUCUGUGUGCAAAUGCAUCUAAAAGCCUGUACUAAUCAUAACACUGCCAGAAUGGUAAAUUUAUAUUCAAUUAGAUAAAUUGGAAAAAUGACCUCUUUCAUCAGAUGUUAGCUCAUGAAUGCAAAGCUGUUUUGCAGCCAAAGCUCAUGUUGUAAAGAUAUUGGAGCUCCCACUCACAGGAGCCGACUGCCGCAAAUACAUUUCUAAACUGUGGGACUGACUCGGCAUUGUACUCCAGUGGUUAAUGUCUUACGCUACAAUGCAAAGUACAUUAAUAUCUUUUUGACCUUGGACAUAAAAAAUACCAACAUUCAAACUUUAAAUGUACCGUAGUUUGUACAUUGAUUCCCAAAUGACAGGCACACUGUGACAACAACCACUUCAACAACUUCACCUAGUAAGUAUGGUUUGAUGAUUCGCUAUUAUAAAUGGAGAUGGAUACACAGUUUGAGAUGAGAAAGAACAAGUGAGAAGACAAAAGAGAGUGCAAAUACCAGCUAGCAGAGCUUUUUUCUCUGAAAAUUAAACCUUUCCCUGUAGCCCAGCCUCUUAAAUGCUUAUACUCUAAUCAGGACUGACAAGACCAAGAUUGAACCAAUUAGGGCAAGGCAAAAGAAAUCUAAUAUUCUGUCACCCACCUCAGUGAUCCAGCAACAUUUAGCUUGUUCAGCUACUUAAAAAUAGUUCUAGAGAAACACUGUCCAACUAAUUCAAAAUUGUUUUAGUGCUUUCUUCUUGGAUACCGCUUAUUACGUUUAUUAAAAUAGAUCUCGACUGGAAAAAAAGUAUUGAAAAAGUUCCUUGGUUGGCAGUUACAAGUGUCAAGUUCAAUUGUGGUUAAUACCCUAGACGCAAAUGGAGGACCAGUAAUCAGCAAACAGCAGGCCUGGGUCAGGAGACAUUUGUAUGCAGCAGAGAGAGGAUGUGCAUUAGCAUCAGACUAAAGCUGCUGCCGCAGCUCCUCACUUCUUUGUGUCCAGUUUGGUAGAGGGGGCAGGGCGAGAGGGAGGAGUAAGGAGGAAUUGAUGGUGGCACGGAAAAGAGCAACUAUGGUGAGAUGUCGUAGUUCAUCAAAACCAAUAAGGAUCUCUCAUACCGAGUGAAGAUGGCAAAAAAGGAGGGAUGAUUAAUGUGGACUUGCAACACCUGAGCCAUGGAAUGCACACUCACCACGGCAACACCAUUUGUGUUCAUGGUGAUGGCCUUGUCAAUGUUCAGUUGAAUAAAUAUAUUAAUGUAAAAAUCCUAAAAAUCCCUGUUUAAAAACACUGCCCACAGUUUAUUUUAGCAAUGUUCUGCAGGUACAAUUUAAAGGUUUAAUAAUGACCACUGUUGCUUGGAGCCUGAAAAGUAGCCAGGAGUAGCACAUCUGACUGGAACCUUCUAAACAAAUGUUUUUGUCAAAGUUCU